This is a messenger RNA of Vigna angularis (adzuki bean), 4245 nucleotides long. RefSeq names its product putative disease resistance RPP13-like protein 3. Gene Ontology annotation, molecular function: ADP binding. The record is from RefSeq and is a predicted model, not a curated record. The transcript is spliced from 4 exons. Lineage: Eukaryota; Viridiplantae; Streptophyta; Magnoliopsida; Fabales; Fabaceae. Gene Ontology annotation, biological process: defense response to other organism. The coding region runs from base 1489 to 4119 and encodes 876 amino acids.
UUACACGACUUUAACAAGAUGGAAGGAAUGUUUUUGUCAUACAAGGCUUGCUCUAUUUUUUUCGGUAAAGCCAUGCACUGUCUUCGGGGGAUUGUAUUUAUAGUUUAAGAUUUUUUAAUUAGGAUAUGUCUAAAACAUAAAAUUUAUGUAUGAAUUUUGAAUACUAUUAGAGUUAUAAAAGUACCCAUUUUUUAAUUUUGAAAAUAUUAAUAACCUGUUUUAUUCAAAGUGAGUUACAUAAGAUUCGAUAAAAAUGAAGAGAUAGGAAUUAAGUGAAGAUGAUUUACACGUUGGAGACUUAGGGCAUUUUUUAUAAUACUUUUAAAUAUUUUAUUUACUAUUUAUUAGUUUAAAAUUCAUAAGAAAUUAUAAUUUUUGAGUAGUGGAUGGGAGAGAUUCAUUUAAUAGUAGUAGAUCAGAAAAUUGUAUUUUAGUGAAUUAGAAAAAGUGUAGAAAAGAAUGUUACAAAAGGUUUUAAAAGUCAUCUACUCUCGAAUAAUUUAAAUAAAAAGCACUUUUCUAUGAGGAAAGAAACCAGAUUUUAAAGAUGUAUUUGAGAAUAGACACAUGUCAUAAAGAUUCCAGCUUCAAUAGGAAACCUUAGGAAUUUAGAAACGCUAGAUGUAAGAUACAAAGAGACUGUCUCGAGUGAAAUUUGGAAGCUAAAGCGACUGAGACAUGUUUAUUUGAGAGGGGGAGAUGAGGUACCAGAAGUAGAUAGAGAGAGAAAGGUGAAUCUUCAAACUCUGUGGUUAAGGGCUUUUGACAGACGAAUGGUGUUCAUGCUGAACAGGGACAUGCUUAUCGAUGACAUAUUUCCAAGAUUGAGAAAGCUUGUUUUGCACUAUCCAUUUCAUCGUCCUUCCCACGAACAAUUACUAAGCAAUCUCCAUAGCCUAAAAAUAAUUGACUUUCUAGAACUUCCACCUCACAAAAAUGACUUUCCAUAUCAUCUCACCAAGAUAACCUGGAAACAAAUACGUGUGGGCACUGACUUCUCUUUGUUCAGUACUGUACGAUGGCUUACCAACCUUCAAAUUUUGAAAAUAGGAAGGCAAUGCUCUGAGGUUUUGUUGGACCUUAAUGUUGGUGCAGGAGAGUUCCCACAACUUCAAGUGUUUGAGAUUGAGAGGAAUGAAAGUGAGAAGCUGGAGAUUAGACGAAUGUGCAAUGCCAAAUCUUCAACAUCUUCUCAUUGAAGCCUGUGAAUACUUGAACGAUCUUCCUCAACGACUCUGGUCCUUAGCUACCUUACGACAAGUGCAUGCUCUGUUGCCCUCUGAAACAUUGGCGAACAACCUUCAACAUGUGAAAUUGACGACUGCUUGCACAUCCAUAACAUUGGAAUCUUUGGAAGGAUAUGGAGUUUGAAGCUUGCUAGAAGAAAACGAAUUUUAAGGAGGUAGAGCAUUGUUUAUGCACAAAAAGUGAAGAAGUGAAGAAGGUGAAACUCGACCACUGUAUCUAAGAGAUACAGAGAUAACAAAAAUGGCAGACAGUGUUGUUGGCUUCCUGGUGCAGAGGUUGUCACAACUACUUGAAAGUGAAAUAAAGCUCCUUUCUGGUGUGGAAGAGAAAAUAAAGUCCUUGAGUAAUGAAUUGAAGUUCAUGAAUAAAUUCAUCAAGAGCUCAGAGGGGAAGUACAAAGAUGCAGUGGUGAAAGAAGUGGUGACGCAAAUAAGAGAUGUCGCCCACCAAGCAGAAGAUGUGGUGGACACUUACAUUCUCAACAUCGCCAAACACAAACGUAGAAACAAACUGUGUCGGUUAUUCCACCUCAAAGAAAAACUCGUUGUGCCCCAUGAAGUCGAUGCUGAGAUAGAGAAGAUCAGGAGUCGUAUCGUUGAUAUUUAUGAAAACCAGAAGAGGUAUGGCAUCAAAGAAGGUGAAUUCCAAAGCAAAGAAGCAGUUGCAACAGAAUGGUGCCGCAAAAGGAGGAUGGAUGUUGAGGAAGAAGAUGUGGUAGGCUUAGUGAAUGAGACCAACAUUGUCAUCCAACAACUCCAAAAAGAUGAUGUGUGUCUUAAUGUUGCUUCUAUAGUCGGAAUGGGAGGAUUGGGUAAAACCACUCUUGCCCGUAAGAUCUAUAACAAGGACAAUGUGAAGAGGAUAUUUCCUUGUCGUGCAUGGGGUAACGUGUCUAACGAUUACAGGCCCAAGGAGCUUUUCCAAAGUCUCCUAAGGAGCUUAAAUCUUUCUGGAUUUGAAAAUUUAAGCGAGGAGGGUCUGAAGGAGGAGGUAGCCAAAGGGUUGAAGGAGAAGAAAUAUUUGAUAGUGCUUGAUGACAUAUGGGAAACACGGGUAUGGGAUGAUAUAAAAGGAGCCUUUCCAGAUGACAACAAAGGUAGCAGAGUAUUGAUCACAAGUCGUGAAAUGUCUGUUGCACGCUAUGCAGGAACCCCUUCUCCAUACCAACUUCCUUUCCUCACCCAAGAUCAAAGUUGGGAACUAUUUUGUAAGAAGGUGUUUCGAGGUGAAGAAUGCCCCUCCGAGUUAGAGCCUUUGGGUAGAUCCAUUGUCAAAGCAACUUGUGGGGGUUUACCACUUGCCGUUGUGAUCUUAGGUGGACUCUUUGCAAAGAAGGAGAAGUCACAAAGAGAGUGGUCGAGAAUGAAGAAGAUGAGUUGGAAUUCUACUGCGGACAAGAGUGAAGUGAUGGAUAUACUAAGGCUCAGUUACGACAACUUGCCUCCAACAUUAAAACCCUGUUUUCUAUAUUUUGGAAUCUAUCCUGAAGACCACGAGAUCAGUGCAAGAGAAGUGAUCCGAUUGUGGGGAGCAGAAGGGUUCUUACAAUCACAAGAAAACGCAGAACCCGAAGAAGUAGGUGAUUUUUACUUGGACGAGCUGGUGGAUCGAAGCUUAGUGCAAGUGACUCGUAGGAGGACUGAUGGGGGUGUUAAGAUAUGUCAGGUUCAUGAUGUUCUUCGUGAUUUCUGUAUAUCAGAGAGAAAAUCUUGCAAGUUUAUGGAUGUUUGCAGAGAGUCCAAUAUUGACACCUGGAGUGAUACCAAUCCCCGUAGAUUGUCCUUGCAGUGGCAAAGGGAUUCUAAUAUUUCUGCUAUGUCAUUUGACAAAUCAAUGCCAAGCACUCGUUCUGUGUUCAUUUUUACUUGGAGGCUUCAUUAUGUGAAUGAUUUGGUGAAAAGGUUGAUGUUAGCUAGGGUUAUUCAUGGUUUUGAUUCACCAUUGGAUCCCUACCAUUUGAAGAGGAUGAUUCAUUUAAGAUACUUGAAAAUAAUAGUCGCAAGUCUUCCAGCUUGUGUAUGCAACCUAUGGAAUUUAGAAACACUAGAUGUAAACUACGAAUACACAGCGUCCAGUAAAAUUUGGAAGCUGAAACGAUUGAGACGUCUUUACUUGAGAAGGGGAGAGUGUCCAGUCUUGCCUGAAGGAACUAGAAUGGAGAAUCUCCAAAGCCUUUGGUUGUGCGGUCGGAGUUCAGCAAUUAAGUCCCUGAUCAACAAUGGCACGUUUCCUAGGUUGGUAAAAUUAGUUUUGUCACCUUUUUCUGAGGGUGGUAAUGAAGUAGACCUUUUAUCAAGUGUACACCGCCUAAAUCAUCUUGGUAGUCUAAAAAUAAAUAAGAUUCCAAAACUUUCAUCAGACAAGAAUGUGCUUCCAUCAAAACUUACCAAGAUAACCUUUAGAAACUUUUUGAAUUGGUCUUUCAUGAAGACACUAGGUCAGCUUCCUAACCUUCAAAUUUUGAAACUAGAAAAAACCAAUAUUUGGAAACGAGAAAAUUUCUAUGGAUUUGGUGCAGUAGUAAAUAGGCAAUUUUAUGAAGACAUAAUGCCGGAAGAUGAACCGCAUAAUCUUGAUAUUGGCAAGGGAGAGUUUAAUGAACUUCAAGUGUUUCAUUUGAAGGGCGUAGGGGUAAAGUCAUGGAGAUUAGAGGAAGGCGCAAUGCCCCGUCUUCGGCAUCUGCUCAUUAUAAAAUGUCCUAUUUUGUUUGAACUUCCCCAGCAGCUUUGGUCAUUGGAAACCUUGCAACUUGUGCAUAUUGAGGGACCCUCCCAACAAUUGGCUGGCAGCCUCCAAAUUGUGGAGGUCAAGUACAAUUGUAAAAUCAAAUUGGAAAAUGAGAACUUACUUAGCUCAGAGGAGGAGUAUUGAUUUGAUGCAAGUUAGUGGAAAAUUAUGACUUAUUUGAUUUAUGAGAUAAAUAAAAAAAAAGUAGUCUAUCACAUUAAUUAUUUAUAUUAUAUUGUAUUUUUUAUAUUUUUAGUUUGUAAGGUGCCU